Messenger RNA from Ambispora gerdemannii, 441 nucleotides. The record is from the annotation of a GenBank genome assembly. Lineage: Eukaryota; Fungi; Glomeromycota; Glomeromycetes; Archaeosporales; Ambisporaceae.
AUGGAAGAGUCUAUGAGAGUAAACAAUAUAUGCACCUUGCAUCAGAUUUUGGAGGACGUGAUCAAAGAGACUAUAAAUGAUAUCUCACAGAAAGAUCUUAAUGAAAUGAUUAAAACUGCUGUGUGGAGGCCUGAUAAAAAUAACAAAAGUGAACAGCGUUUCAUUUCACGAAUGCGAGAUAGACAUACCCGUGAAGAAGCGGAUGCCAAACGGCGCAUAAAAAAGGGCCUAACACCUGAGCUUUAUCUUUAUGAAAUCCCAGAACCAGGCGAGCGGUUUGAAUAUGUUGUAGUUGAGAAUGAUUCAUCAGAGAGGGUGGGUGACAAAAUGGAGUACCCAGAAGUGGUAAGACGACUUGGUAAGAAGAUUGAUGCUAACUAUUAUCUGAAAACCGUUGUUGGCCUCCCUCAAUCAAAGAUAUCGGGAGGAAAUGUAAACUAG